Chelonia mydas (Green sea turtle) is the source of this 3190-nucleotide messenger RNA. RefSeq names its product zinc finger protein 574 (gene ZNF574). The transcript is spliced from 2 exons. The record is from RefSeq and is a predicted model, not a curated record. Lineage: Eukaryota; Metazoa; Chordata; Testudines; Cheloniidae. Gene Ontology annotation, molecular function: RNA polymerase II transcription regulatory region sequence-specific DNA binding; DNA-binding transcription factor activity, RNA polymerase II-specific. Gene Ontology annotation, cellular component: nucleus. The coding region runs from base 150 to 2672 and encodes 840 amino acids. Gene Ontology annotation, biological process: regulation of transcription by RNA polymerase II.
CGGGCCGGGCGCGCUGAUUGGCCGGGAGCUAAGUAACGCGCCUCGCGAUUGGCCGGCAGCGCCGGGCCAAUGGACAGGCGGCUUGUUCCGGGGCAGGCGGCGAGCGAGCGAGCGAGAGCGAGCGGGGCCUGCCCGGAGGUGAGGCAGGCAUGGCGGCGCCGGCGGAGGAGCCGCUGCUGGCCGUGGAGCAUCGCUACGUCUGCUCCGAGUGCAGCCAGCUCUACGGCUCCCUGGAGGAGGCGCUGCUGCACCAGCAGAGCCACCUGGGCCCGGAGCAGCGCUACGAGGUGGUGGGGCUGGCGGGCGAGGCCGAGGCCGGGCUGUACCAGGCGCUGGCCGUGCAGGAGAGCAGCCAGUACCAGUGCCUGGAGUGCGGGCAGCUGCUGCUCUCCCCGGGCGAGCUGCUGGAGCACCAGGAGCUGCACCUCCAGCGGCUGAGCCAGGAGCCGGAGGCGCCGGCCAAGCUGCCGGCCUCCAGCCAGAUCCACUACGAGUGCGUGGAGUGCAAGGCGCUGUUCCUCAGCCAGGAGGUGUGGCUGGCUCACCGGCAGGCCCACCGGGCGCCCCCGGAGCCCCCCGCCCCCGAGGCGGCCCCCGCCGGCCAGAGCCAGGCGCUGGUGGACCUGGAGCACUCCUACCGCAAGCCGGAGGAGGCGGUGGCGGGGCCGGGGGGGGAGGCCUGCGCCGUGCAGCUGCUGCUCUACGAGUGCGGCGAGUGCUUGCAGCUCUUCCAGACGCCCAAGGACUUCCUGGAGCACCAGGCCACGCACCUGGGCGGGGUGGCCGCUGGGGAGCAGGCUGAGCCGCCCGCCGGCCCGGCGGAGCCCCCGCAGCCAGCGGCCGAGCUGACCGGAGCCGCGCCCGCCCCCUCGGAGCCCAGCAUCACCGCCAGCGACCACAGCUACGAGCUGAAGAACGGGCCGGAGCAGGCCACGGCUGCGCCGCGCCGGCCCACGCGGGGCGGCCCGGAGCCCUGGUGCGCCGAGUGCCAGCAGCCCUUCCCCUCCGCGCACCAGCUCCAGCUGCACCUGCGCGGCCACCGGCAGGGCGCCUUCCAGUGCCCGCUCUGCAGCAAGGUGCUGCCCAGCCCGCUGGCCCUCCGGCAGCACCGCGGCGAGCACAGCGGCGAGUCGUGCUACCUGUGCCUGGACUGCGGCCUGGCCUUCGACACCGAGGCCGUGCUGCUGGCCCACCGGCGCGGCCACUCCCCCAACCCCCUGCACCGCUGCCCCUGCGGCAAGGCCUUCCUCAACAUGACCAAGUUCCUCUACCACCGCCGCUCCCACGGCCCCCUGCCGCCCGCCCCGCCGGAGCCGCCCCCGCCCGCCCCGCCGGAGCCCCCGCCCCCGCCCCGGAAGCCGGAGGACGUGGUGCCGCUGGCCAUCAUCUACUCGGUGGAGAGCGCGGAGGCCCACGGGCCCAGCUUCUGCUGCCUGAUGUGCAGCAAGGUCUUCGCCAAGCACCUGCAGCUGGUGCGGCACCAGCGCUUCGUGCACAAGCUGGAGCGGCGCCACAAGUGCCAGACCUGCGGCAAGAUGUUCAAGAAGAAGUCGCACGUCCGCAGCCACCUGCUGACCCACACAGGCGAGCGCCCCUUCCGCUGCCAGGAGUGCGGCAAGAGCUUCAACUCCCAGGCCAACCAGCUGCGCCACCGGCUGACCCACACGGGCGAGCGGCCCUACCGCUGCGAGGUCUGCCAGAAGGCCUUCACCCAGUCCUCCACGCUGCAGCAGCACCGGCUGGUUCACAGCCGCCACUACCCCUACCAGUGCCCGGAGUGCGGCGUCCACUUCCACCGGCCUUACCGCCUGCUGAUGCACCGCUCCCACCACACGGGCGAGUACCCCUACAAGUGCCCGGAGUGCGGGCGCUCCUUCCUGCUGCGGCGCCUGCUGGACGUGCACCGGCUCAGCCACGCCGGGCGGGAGCCCCAGGUCUGCGGCGGCUGCGGCGCCGCCUUCGUCACGGCCCUGCAGCUCCGCGAGCACAAGUGCGGCAAGGGGAGCCGGCGCUUCGAGUGCCCCACCUGCGGGAAGAAGGUCAGCUCGGCCGCCCGGCUCCGCGCCCACGAGCUGCUCCACGCCGGGGCCGCCGGGGCCGUCCCGCAGGAGGAGGCCCCCGCCCCGCCGCCGCCGCCCGCCCCGCCCCGCCGGCCCGCCUGCCCCAAGAGCUUCGAGUGCUCCGACUGCAAGAAGCUCUUCAGCACGGAGACCUCGCUGCAGGUGCACCGGCGCAUCCACACCGGGGAGCGGCCCUACCCCUGCCCGGACUGCGGCAAGGCCUUCCGCCAGUCCACCCACCUCAAGGACCACCGGCGCCUGCACACCGGCGAGAAGCCCUUCAAGUGCGAGGAGUGCGGCAAGGCCUUCACCAUCGCCGUGCGGCUGGCCGAGCACCGGCGCAUCCACACCGGCGAGCGCCCCUACCACUGCGCCGACUGCGGCAAGGCCUAUCGCUCCUUCUCCAACCUGUGGAAACACCGCAAGCUGCACCAGCAGCAGCGCCUCCAGAACGAGCAGGAGGCCCUGGCCGAAGCCGCCGCCCUGGCGGCUGCCGCAGCCCCGGACUACGGCAACACCCUGACCAUCAUGGAGACGAUCGAGAUCUACCCCGCUGCGGCCACCGAGCCCGAGGGCGGCCGCCUGGAGAACGCUCAGCUGGGAGGGGUCUGAGCCGGGAGGAGGGGCCACGGCGUGGCAGAGCCCCCCCGCCCGCGGCUCCUGCCAGAGCUCUUGGCUGGUGGCCCCACGGCUUCUGUUCAAGCCGUGGCUGGGUCACCUGGGGUGACAGCUGCUUCUCCAGCUCCCCUCAUGGCCACGUCCCUGCGCUUGGGGCCACGCGGCUCCUCCCAGCCACGGCUCUGCUCCCCCCCCCCCUCGCCCACAGGGCACUUUCAUUUGCUUCUGUGGCUGCCCCCGCGGGCCGCGUCGCACUUGUGCAGCCACCCCCCCAUGGGGCUGCAGCUCCAGGAACACCCCCCGUGACGCCGCCCCAUCCCCGACAGCCGCACCCACCUCCCCCCGAGUAGCUGAGCUUGGACUGGAAGUAGCUCACUUUUUCUAUUGACCCCCCUACCCCAGCCAGCCCGCCCCCCCAACGUAAAUAACAGCCCCCUCUACUUUUGCUAACUGGACCCCUCCCUCGGGGGGUGUUUUGGUAUUUCGUGUCACAAUUAAAAAAUAAAUAAUCA